Molecule: messenger RNA, 3145 nt
Organism: Zeugodacus cucurbitae (melon fly)
Lineage: Eukaryota; Metazoa; Arthropoda; Insecta; Diptera; Tephritidae
Product: thiamine transporter 1
Exons: 2
Coding region: 2-1372 (456 amino acids)
Biological process (GO): vitamin transport; transmembrane transport
Cellular component (GO): plasma membrane
Molecular function (GO): vitamin transmembrane transporter activity
Source: RefSeq, a predicted model, not a curated record
GAUGCAAGCGUGGUUACGUAUUUCAUUGUUAUUAUGGGUUUUUGGAUUUUUUCGUGAAUUCCGUCCAUCCGAACCGUUUGUUACUGAAUAUCUGAGCGGACCGUGGCAUAAUAUCACCGCCGAACAGGUUAAUAAGGAGAUUUAUCCAUUUGGCACCUAUGCUGUACUGGCACAACUCGCGAUUGUUUUCCUCAUAACGGACAUACUACGCUACAAACCGAUCAUUAUAUUGUCCGCUUGUUCGGGUAUCAUACUCUUCGCAAUUCUCUUGUGGACUGAUCAAAUAUGGGAGCUGCAAGUGGGACAGGUGUUUUAUGGCACUUUUAUGGCAACAGAGGUUGCGUACUACACAUAUAUUUAUGCGAAAGUGGAUAAGGAGCGAUAUCAGAUUGUCACCGGUCACACACGUUCGGCGAUUUUAUGUGGCAAAUUCUUAGCUGGCGUUUUUGCGCAAAUUUUGGUUUCUACCGAAACCAUGGAUUACAAAGGCCUCAAUUACUUGUCGUUCGGUUCACAAAUUGUCUCACUAGCCAUUGCUUUACUUUUGCCACCGGUACGUAAAAGUUUGUACUUUUAUACAAAUGACAGCACUGAACUAACAGACGUUGGCGCAAGGCAGAAUUCGGUGCCGCAGGGCAUACAAACAGAAGUAGUACCUAAAAACGGCAUGGUCACAGGCCCCACACCCACACCCAGUUCAAGCGACACAUCUACCGUAUCACCGAAAUUUUCAUGGUCCAACGCUUAUGAUUUACUUGUGAAGCACAUAGUUAGUGCUUAUACCAAUCGAACAGUGAUUCGUUGGAGCUUCUGGUGGGCGCUGGCCACAUGCGGACAAGUGCAGGUGAUUUCUUAUGUGCAAUUUCUGUGGAAGGAAAUAGAUCCAAAUCACGAGAGUUUUUACAAUGGUGCGGUUGAAGCGAUUGUAACGCUACUCGGUGCUGGAAGCGCUAUGUUGGCUGGAAUCGCCAACACCAGUCACCACAAAAAGUGGCAUAUGUGGAUAUUGACAGUUUGUUCGCUAUUCAUGGGCGCUUUCACAAUCAUCUCGUCGCUGACAAAUGCUGUUUGGAUUGCAUAUGUUAUGUAUAUUCUUUUUGGUAUUUCAUAUUUCUUUGUUAUAACCACAGCCAGUGCGAUUGUGGCAGAGAAUUUGUUGGACGAUAGUUUUGGUUUGAUUUUUGGUAUUAACACACUAGCGGCACUUGUGCUGCAGACAAUACUGACACUAGUAGUUGUGACUGAUACGGGUUACGGUUUAAAACCACGUGAACAAUUUUUCAUUUAUGGCUGUUAUUUUAUUGCGGUAGCAAUUAUGUACUUUUGCGCUGUAUUCUUGCGACUUUUGUUUAAAAAAUCAUGGCGCUGUUAGUACAAUUGAAAAAUCAUUAUGGCGGCCAAACACUUUGUACUUAUUGUUUAUAAUAAAUUUAAAUCGAAUAUUAAUAAUUGUAUACAAUUAAGGGGUGAAAAUAUUUAAAGAUUUGUUAAGAUUUUGUUAUGGAAUAUUAUACAGCAAAUUACUUUAUGACACAGAUCAUUAAACUAUUAAAAAAAAAUAAAGUUCUAAACAACAUUUUGUACUAAUAAUUUAAAAAAUCAUCACAUACCUUGCAAUGGAAUGUCUUUUCCUUUGUAUGUAUCAAUUUGGGUAUUUCAACGCAAUUGGAAUUAAAAUGUUUUCCGGUUUCCGAGCACUUUUCGUUCAAUGACACAUCGGUAUUUGCUUCGACCGGAGGCUAAAUUAUAUUAAGCACAUUAUUGUGCACAUAUUCUAAAUCACUUAAAAUUACCGAAAUAGCUAAGUCUGAAGAAAUUGCUGUUUUCAAAUUGUUUUCGCGGUUUAAACUUAGGUGUGUAUGCUUGAUUGCAAAAACUUCAUUCAAUGUAUCCUCAUUGGCUUCUGAUCGCGUCAAACUGCUGACGUCAAUUUCGAUAUCAUUUAACAUGUCUUCGCCCGCCACUGUGCACACUUUAUCAUUAACUACUUCAUUAUUCGUUUGCAUAUUACUAGUACGUUCGAACAUGUCGCAUAUAUUGGUAUAAAUGGUCGAAGUAACACCGGCAUCCUUACAGGUAUCGCCAAUGGGCGCAGUGGAUGAAAAGCAUGACGAAUCUUGAUUUCUUUUGAAAUUAAAUUGAAUUUAUCAAGUGUUAUAUAUGAUAGUGAAUCAAUUUAAUCUCACAUUGUAUUUGUGCUUAUUCCACAUAGACCCAAGCUGCCACCAGCAGUACCAUUCCCGAUAUAAUCACGUAAACGGCGUUCAGAUGCUUCAGCUAGCUGUUGCAAAUUAUACGCGUCCAAUAACCGAUACAAACAUGAUUGACACAAGAGCGUGGGUAAUGUUUCAUCAUACUGCGAAGGAAAUUGAACAAAUGUGUAUUCCAAUUUGGUCUAUUACAGUUCUUGCGUAAAGUUGUACGAAAACCACAAACCUUAAAUAUAUUCAAUUUCUCAACUAUUUCAAUCGGCCUUAGUGGAAAAGUAGGGCUGUAAAGGUAUAUAGACAUUAAUAACUCACUUUUUAAACAAAUUCGACAGCAACUUGUCUGAAAAUUCAUAGCUUUCUCAAUUAACUUUCAAAAAAAAUAUUGUCUGAUGCGAAACAAAAUUUACAACGUAGACCAGGAGAACACAGCUGAAAAUUUUCAAAAGAGUAGCCAGAAUUUUGAAAUGUACUAUUGAGUGUACUGUUGUACUCAGCGUUGUUCUUGUUAUAGUUUAAUAUCUAUUAUAAAUUAACAAACGAAUUGCAAACAUAGCGCUUUUAAUAAAUCAUCUAAAAAAUAAACCAACAUUAACUUGAAUGUAUUUUUAUAAAAAGAAUUAAAACGUUGUGGUUUAAGAAAUUUUAACUUCUGGUAACGUUUUUGUUCAAUGAUAAAAACAUUCACCCCACUUCAUCGUUUUCGUUUUAGCUAUGUUUUUCGUGUUUUGCUUUAUCUGAGUCAUCCCCUAUCAUUAUUUAGUUAUUACGAUUAUUCUUGAACUAAGUGCAUUGUUAAGUGAUAUCUUGAGAUUUUUCUUUUUGAGAUUUCUAGUAAAUUUAAGCAAAAUUAUUUAGUAAUAGUUAUAGAAAGUUUAUUACGAUGAGUAGCGAAUCGAUUGCACCUGCGGCCAGAAUGGACAGCCAUAAUAAUCUAG